CUACACUGAAUAGUUUUCAAGGGUAACGUCCUUGAGUGUAAUGUAAUUUAGUAUAUGAAUCUAUCCAUAUAUUUGGGAUCCAGCAUACAGUAUUUGAUAUGUGGUAUAAAUUCAGUGAUACAACCCUAUUCUACUCUGUUUUAAUUAUUUUUGUUAUUUUUUUAUUGAAGCAAAGUAUCAUUUUUGUUUUAAUGUUUGUAUAGCUUUCCUGCCUCAUAUUUAGACUAUACUUUCAGUUUUUUAUGGUUGCCAAAUCGACUUUUAGUUUUCAUUUGGAUUACUGCUUUGCUUUGCAGUGCUGAAACUUCUUUGUUGAAGAAAUGUCUUCAGAGUCAGAAAAGGAUAAAGAGAGACUGAUUCAAGCUGCCAAAAUGUUCUUCUUUCAUGUACAAGAUUUUGCUUCUGUCACAAACACGCUGACUGAGUUGUUUAACCGCAGUAUGAAUACUCAAAUCCUUUUGAUGGCUGUGAAAAACAAUAGUAACAUCAAGGAUUUUUUUGAGCAAAUGCUCAAAAUUUUUAAGGAGAUGCAAUCUGUAGUGGAUGCAAAACAUGACAAAAUUCAAAAGGAGUCUUUAGGUUCCAAGGUUGCAAUGGCCAUGUGCUCUGUGGUUCAGAAGGGUACCAAUGUAGAGGAGUUGCAUCAGUCAGCUAAAGAAGUGUUCAAAAGUGCCCAUACACCAGUCAUCAUCUCUGCGCUAAACAGCAGUAACAUCCUUGGGAGUUUGGAAUCUUCUCUUUCACACUUGAUGAAAUUCCCCAUCAUGAAUCUUCAAUUAAGUGACUUCUAUACAGAAGACACCAAAGAGCAAUCAGAUGUCACCACAUCGGAGAGAACCAGGAGUCCAGAUUCUUCCAAAGCCACUAUGAUAGACAUCUUGAAAAAACUGCAGGAUGCACUAAAAACUGAGGAUUCCAAAAAUCCCAUAGAGUCAGCAGCAGAUUUGUUGGAACAAAUUGUCAAGGCUAUGGGACCAAUCUUAGAGAUUCUCCGAAAAGCCAUAAAGACUAUGGAAAUGAAUAUUUCUGUGUUUAAGAAAGCCAGUGACAAGUAGGGAUACAACAGAACUGUUCAUUUCUGUCAGAAAACUAAUUCAAAUCUUAUGGUUUUUCAUUGCGGUUUCUAAGAUCUUUUGGUGCCAAACAUGGUAUGUUAGAACAUAGUACACGAAAGUCAUCUGGCAAAACAUUUACCUGUAGUUUUGCUUUAUUAAAAUAAAAAUAAAUAAU
This is a messenger RNA of Chlorocebus sabaeus (green monkey), 1230 nucleotides long. RefSeq names its product chromosome 11 C12orf60 homolog (gene C11H12orf60). NCBI's taxonomy places the organism in Eukaryota, Metazoa, Chordata, Mammalia, Primates, Cercopithecidae. The record is from RefSeq and is a predicted model, not a curated record.